AUGCUUCUUCCCAAGGGCGGAGUGAAUUGGAAGGCGGCCAAAGCUCGACUGCCGCCUUCGCGAGCUGUUUGGCACUUCCUCACCCGCACACGCUUUCUUCUCUUCGUCGCCGUCGCCGGUGUCAUAUUAUUACUAUGGCGGGGCUUGAGCGACACCGCGGGCGAGAUGCAAAGAUUCGUCUGCUGGGGCCCCUCAAAAUCGCCCAUGGAUAUGUCGACCAACGAACGCGAAAAGUGGAUGGCCCACCUAACCACACCCGUCAUCUUCAACCACCAUACUCCCGUCGAGGUCAAUUCCACGACGAUAGAGCGCAUCGACCUCAACCCUAUCAAGUCAGGGCCCAAGGCCCUCCAGAACGAGGAGCGUGUCCUCAUCCUGACGCCGCUUCGCGACGCCUCGUUCUACAUCAACCAACACUUCGAUCUCCUCUCGCAGCUCACCUACCCGCAUCACCUCAUCGAUCUCGCCUUCCUUGUUUCUGAUACCAGCGAUGAUACACUGGCCGUGUUGGCCAAGGAGCUCGAGCGCGUCCAGAAGGAUGAGAACAAUGCUUUCCGCAGCACCAUGAUUGUGGAGAAGGAUUUUGGCGUCGAGACCAGCCAGGACGUCGAGUACAGGCACAGCUUUGAAGCGCAGGGCCCUCGCCGUAAGGUCAUGGGCCGCGCCAGAAACUACCUGCUCUCCGCCGCCUUGAAGCCGGAGCAUUCCUGGGUGUAUUGGCGCGACGUGGACAUUGUAGACAGCCCGAAGAAGAUCAUCGAGGAUUUCGUCGCCCACGACAGGGACGUUCUGGUCCCCAACAUUUGGUUCCACCGCUACCAGGAGAGGGACGGCAAGUUGGUCGAUAUCGAGGGCAGGUUUGACUACAACUCCUGGGUUGAGUCGGACACGGGCAGGAAGCUCGCGGCUUCUCUGGAUAAGGAUGUUGUCUUGGCUGAAGGUUACAAGGAGUACAAGACGGAGCGUACGUACAUGGCGAAAAUGGGUGAUUGGCGCGAGAACAAAGAUGAAGAGAUCGAGCUUGACGGCAUUGGCGGAGUGAACAUCAUGGUCAAGGCGGAUGUCCAUCGCUCAGGCAUCAACUUCCCCUGUUAUGCGUUCGAGAACCAGGCCGAGACGGAAGGAUUCGCGAAGAUGGCCAAGCGCGCCGGCUACAAGGUCUACGGUCUUCCGAACUACGUCGUCUGGCAUAUCGACACCGAGGAAAAGCCCGGAAACGCGUAG
Messenger RNA from Diplodia corticola, 1224 nucleotides. Its product is annotated as glycosyltransferase family 62 protein. Gene Ontology annotation, molecular function: alpha-1,6-mannosyltransferase activity. The record is from RefSeq and is a predicted model, not a curated record. Gene Ontology annotation, cellular component: mannan polymerase complex. Gene Ontology annotation, biological process: protein N-linked glycosylation; cell wall mannoprotein biosynthetic process. NCBI's taxonomy places the organism in Eukaryota, Fungi, Ascomycota, Dothideomycetes, Botryosphaeriales, Botryosphaeriaceae. The coding region runs from base 1 to 1224 and encodes 407 amino acids. The transcript has 4 exons.